AGAAAAAAGAUUCAAUAAACUUGUUGUGUGUUCUUUUAACUCGUUGCGUGUUCUUUUUGCAGGGCUAGAGAAGCACACCCUUUAUUGGGUACCAGCAUCGGGGAAGAAAGGAGAUUGCUGCCCGUGGCAAACGUCCGCUAGACAUCAACAACAAUCUGAGUGUUUUCACAGAUGGUGAUGAAAAUGUUGAGAAAAACACUGCUGUGGAACAACCACCAAAAUUAAAACGUCAAAAGACCGGAUCUAACGAGGAUAAGAGAAACAGGGCAUCGCCUGCAAGGCUUUUCAAGCUGAAUAAACUUCUUGUACCUGUUCAACAAGGCCAAGCUCAAGUCACUUUCAGUCAAUUUCUGACACCAGAAUAAACAGACAUCCUCAACUUGACAAGCAGCAACUACAGAGCUCAGAGUUAAGAUCUGUAGCUGCACACACUACAAACACAUCAGGAUCUCCAAAUAAACGCUGUUCUGGAUUGAAAAAAGACCUUGAUGAACCUGAAGAUCCAUGCUCAGGUAGUGUACAAUAUAAGAACUCUGAACUGAAGGUGGUCCUCUUUGUGUGUGUGUGUGCGCCAUAGAACUCUGAACUCUGAACUGAAGCAGAGAGACAUAGUAAUCAGAAGCCAUUAGUGCUAGUUGGAAAGAUUCAUCUUAUACUCGGAAUUCAUUAGUGCGCGUUUUAGCCAUGCCCGGGCCGACUCGGAUUCAAAAACCAAAGUGCGCGUUUUAGCUAUGCCUGCCUUGGACGACUUCGACUCGGAUUCAAAUUGCUUCCCGCGUCUCUUCUUUCUUGCUCGCCUCGAUUCCAGAUCCAGCGUCUCCCAGAUUCCCGAUCUAUCUCACCUCGCUCUCCACCGCAUCCUCCCGUUCUGCCGCCGGAUCCCUGCUCUCACGAUCGUUGUUUGAUCGUUGCUCCCGCGACUCCGCGGCCGCGACCAUGGCCGGCACCACGGUGCUUCCGCCGUCUCUGCUCCCGCGUCGUAGCGCCGCCGCUGCCGACCUCCACUCCUGCUCCUCCCGCGUGCGCGUGAACCCCGCCUUGAUGGCCAACCCCGCGGCUGCCAAGAAGCCAAAGCGCCCCGGAUCCGUGCGCGACGUCCAACUGCCGCCGGCGAAGCGCGUACGCGGUGCCUGCUCCGGGGGCGAGCUCCACGUCGCGGUCGACAGCAGCAAGCUUCCGUGUCCCAGCAGCAGCAAGGAUCCAAGAACCAAGAACCAGGUCGCCGAAUCUCCGGAGAGCGCGACGCAACCGAAGCCGCAGAUGAGCAUGCGCGAACUGAUCGAGAAAGCUCGCCUCACAAUGGCUCGCCUCGACAAGGCUCGAUCUGCCUCCAAAGAAGAGGCCAGCCGUCGGCAGGAGAUCGAGCGCAGCAGAGCAGAGGCCCGGCGAAAGAUGGAGCAGAUGGCGGACACCGUGCAGUUCAACGACCCCUGGAUCCAUCACUCCGACGUGACCAAGUCCCCCGAGGAGCUGCUCCAAGCAAGACAGCAUGCAUGGCGUUAUCAAGCUCGCCUCCUCGAGAUGGCUCGUCGACGGGACUUUGCUCAAGCGAUGCAAAUCCACGGAUGAGCGCUCGGGUGAUCGAAGCAGAGGAAGAAAUUGCAUCAGAGGAAGCAAAGCAGAGGAAGCAGAGGAACCAAUUCCUUUCUUGAGUCCGUGUGGGUGAACCUUCGAGUUAAGCUAGUCCUUCCUAAACCAUUCACACAUGAGUUUCAUUUAAUCUUUGCAUCUCUAGGUUCUGCACUUAAUCACCAAGAUUUCUAGUGUUCUUUCAAUCCUUUCAGUCAUUAGUAAUUUUACAAGAGUGUCAGCAGAGUCUCCAUAUAGCUAGGCAGCAAAAACCUUGUUAAGAUGUGUACGGCAUAGUUACACUACAUCCACACCUGGUCCUAAGUAAGGGUUUAAGUAAAUAAAGGGCAUUUUCAAAAAAUCAAAGUAAAGCAUAUGAGCCUAAAAAGGAAGCUCAUGUACUGCAAUUCCGGCACGAGACAGAGCGUAAAACGCACUCGCCGUAAAAUCCAAAACGCCCGUUUGCUACCCGGCUUGUAGCAGGAAAAAAGGAGUAGAAUUGAACUUGUCGAUGCACACAAUAAUCAUGUGAGCUGCCUAGCGUCUGGAGACUAUGCUGACUCUCCUGUAAAAUUAAUCUUGGCUGACUUGGAUUCUUAGGCAUUGGCGUCGUGGUGAGUUAAAGUUGCAGUUUCUGACGAGUAGCAUUGGUUGGUGAAGUCUUGUGUGUAUGUGUGAGUGAAGUUUUGAGCUAAGCAAGUCCUUGAUGUACCGACUAUCAAGUCAUACUGUAAUCAAUUUUGGAUAUGAAUGAGAGAAUUGUUGGUCUGAA
This is a messenger RNA of Triticum dicoccoides, 2341 nucleotides long. RefSeq lists its product as uncharacterized. Bases 937 to 1569 code for a protein of 210 amino acids. NCBI's taxonomy places the organism in Eukaryota, Viridiplantae, Streptophyta, Magnoliopsida, Poales, Poaceae. The record is from RefSeq and is a predicted model, not a curated record. The transcript is spliced from 3 exons.